Messenger RNA from Tetranychus urticae (two-spotted spider mite), 1580 nucleotides. RefSeq names its product H/ACA ribonucleoprotein complex subunit DKC1-like. NCBI's taxonomy places the organism in Eukaryota, Metazoa, Arthropoda, Arachnida, Trombidiformes, Tetranychidae. The record is from RefSeq and is a predicted model, not a curated record. Gene Ontology annotation, cellular component: box H/ACA snoRNP complex. Gene Ontology annotation, molecular function: pseudouridine synthase activity; RNA binding. Gene Ontology annotation, biological process: rRNA pseudouridine synthesis; box H/ACA sno(s)RNA 3'-end processing; mRNA pseudouridine synthesis.
AGCAUGGUUUUCUUGUGUUUGAGUAUUCAAAGAUACAAACUCUCGUCUCAAUACAACUUUAUUUUGCCUUGUUUAUUAUUAUGAUUUUUUUGUGAUCUAAUUGUUCAAUUGUAUUAGAUUGUGUUAAUUAUGGAAACUACCUCUCCUGUUAAAGAAAAAAAAUCAAAGAAAAAAAGUAGAAAGUCUGAUGCUGGAAAACAAGAUAGUGAUUUUGUUUUGAAGCCAACAGGUGAUGUAGUUAAUGAUGAUUCCUGGCCUUUGCUGCUGAAAAACUUUUCAAAGCUAAACGUACGAUGUAAUCAUUUCACUCCACUGCCUAAUGGAUGUUCACCAUACAAACGUGAUAUCAAUGAAUAUGUAAAAUCAGGUUUUAUCAACCUGGAUAAACCAUCCAAUCCAUCUUCACAUGAAGUUGUUGCUUGGAUUAAAAGAAUCCUAAAAGUUAGUAAAACUGGACAUUCGGGUACUUUAGACCCAAAAGUUACUGGCUGCCUUAUUGUGUGCAUUGAAAGAGCCACUAGACUUGUUAAAUCUCAACAAGGUGCUGGAAAAGAGUAUGUCGGAAUAUUCCGAUUACAUGCUCCUGUUGAAAAUGAAAAGAAAGUUCUCUCUGCUGUUGAAACUUUAACUGGUGCACUUUUCCAGAGACCACCAUUAAUCAGUGCUGUUAAACGACAACUUAGAGUAAGAACAAUUUAUGAAAGUAAAUUGUUGGAAUUUAACAACGAUAAAGGAAUCGGUGUUAUUUCCAUAAGUUGUGAAGCUGGUACCUACAUCAGAACUCUUUGUGUUCACAUUGGACUUGUUUUGGGAACUGGUGGUCAAAUGAUUGAAUUGAGACGAAUUAGGUCAGGAAUAGUGACAGAAUAUGAUAAUCUAGUGACUAUGCAUGAUAUUCUAGAUGCUCAAUGGCUAUAUGAAAAUCAUAACGAUGAAACAUAUCUUAGAAGAGUUAUCCAGCCGCUAGAAGCUUUGUUAACUUCUCAUAAAAGAAUCAUAAUGAAAGAUUCGUCUGUCAACGCCAUAUGUUAUGGAGCGAAGAUUAUGUUACCAGGAGUUUUAAGAUAUGAUGAUGGAAUUGAAAUUGGUGCAGAAAUUGUUAUUCUUACCACUAAAGGAGAAGCUAUUUGUAUAGCUAUCGCUCUUAUGACUACAUCUACGAUUGCUAGUUGUGAUCAUGGAGUUGUCGCCAAAAUCAAAAGAGUCGUCAUGGAACGAGAUCUCUAUCCUAGAAGAUGGGGCUUAGGACCUAAUGCUACAUUGAAAAAGAAAAUGAUCAAAGAAGGUUUAUUGGAUAGCAAAGGAAAGCCAAAUGAUAAAACACCUAAAGAUUGGCAAAAAACUUAUGAUCAUUAUGGACAAACUGUUGGAGAUUCUGAUAAGAUGGACACUUCAGUAAAAAUGGAACCCAGUUAGAUACAAAAUGUGAUAUUAAACAUUGACAUCAUUAGUUUUUUAUAAAGCCAUCAUAACUAAUAAAAUAUGACAUUCUGAUCAACAAAUCUGACGAUUAAUAACCAUUGUAAAAACAACGAACAGUUUAUCGAUUAUCAAAUUAAUAUAAUUGUUACUUUGUUUCA